UAGGUUGUUUCCAUAUCUUAGCUAUUGUAAAUAAUGCCUCAGUGAACAAGGGGAUAUGGAUAUCUUUUUGGGUUAGUGUUUUUAUUUUCUUCGGAUAAAUACCCGGAAGUGGAAUUGCUGGCUCAUUAUUCUACUUUUCACCAUCUGAAAUAACCUUGUUGAUGGAAUAUUUACUUGUUUAUUUUCUACCUUCUUCUUCUAGAAUAUAAACUCAAGGAGCUAAACUGCAAUAUAUUAUUUACUGCUAUAUCGCCAACAUCUAGAAGCAUGUCUAGCAUUUAGUAGCUGCUAAAAAUAUUAUAUUGUAUGAAUGGAUGAAUGAAUUAACAAAAAAAAAAUUCCUCUUUAUUCCAGAUCGGCGUGUCCCAAGUUGUGAAUUUUACACGCUGGCUGGAGAGUGUAGGGAGGGAGAUGUAAAUUAUGUCAGAAUUCUCCUUGUUCAGUUCAACUCAAUUCAAUCCAGCACAUACUUAUUGAAUUUCUAUUAUGCACCAGGUAGGGAACCUCACACUCAGGAUUCAGCAGAGAACAGUUCGAGUUCUACCCUCCUGCCACUUAGAGGAAGUUAGACACUUAACAGCAAUUAUCAAAGUAAUUGAAUGGCACUUACUUUGUGCCAUGCAGAAUUCUAAGAACUUUAGCGAAUCACCUAAUUUAAUCCCCACCACAGCCCUAUAUGUUAGGAAUGAUAAUUACACCAAAAAAGAGGGCAGGCAUUUUAUCUAUCUUGUUUACUAUUGAUUCCCUAACGCCAUCUUCAGUGCCUGACAUACGUAGAUGCUCAAUAAAAAUAUUCAACAAAGAAUGAGUAUUUUGAAAGGGGAGGAUGGUAUUUCAGAAUCCACAGCAGGGGGAUUUGACCCAGUCUAAAGCAUUAAGAAACCACUCCCUGAAAAUGUGACAUUCUAUUUAAGACUUGAAGAAUGAAUAGGAAUUUGCUUUGCUUUGACUUGAGAGUGAAACUUGGGCAGGCUCAUCCUGACUGAUCUUAAAUAAACUAAUUUUUUUUCCUGGGAUUUAGUUUCCUUUUUAGGAAAAUGAAAAACUGUAAAGAUGAAACUUCCCCCAAAGGAGGUUGUAAGAAUGUGCUAAAAGAGAAUUAUCAGGAUGACUUUCCCAUAAGAGUUGGGCUUCAAUGAGAGUAGGCAACACAGCCAGCAUCUGUGAGAAUGGACCAUUGGGAGGACCCCAAGUCCACUGGUCCCAAGGCAAGGGCUCCAGCUGGACUUUGAAGGACAGAAGUGAUUGCUUCUGAUCUCCCAGGAGGUCGUCUAAAGAAAUGCUUGGAGCAGCCUGGUCCGUAGUGCAACACUCAAGAAUCUCCCAAUUGAUCGCUUUUUUUGCCAUUUGAUCUCAGGACCUGGCAUGUGGAAGGUAUCUGGGGAAUUUCCUGUCUCUGGUCUCUGCUCUACCAGACUCCAGGGGUCCUCUCACCUAAUAUGGAUCACCUUUAUCUUUUCCUCCUUCUAGGUUCCUGGUUUCCCUUUCAGACCCCCUUCCGCCCUUGGGCCUCCCUCGAGGCACCUCCACCAUUGCCUUAGAGCCUCCCCUCUCCUUAUAAAGACUCUGUUCCUCCCCCAGUGGCCCUGUUCUCAUCUGCGACAACACAGGUAUAUCAGAGCUGAAUUCCACUUAUGGAGUUAAUGACUGCUAACUGUUCAUUUGCUAUGCCUCCCAGUAAGAUAAUUGCCUUUUAACAGGAAAUUUUGGAAAAAAUGCCUAAUGCAAAAGCAAGAAUCUCUAACAUUGACCAUCUGGGGCUCUAUAAUCCCAAAGAAUCUUUUCAGAAUCUCUUCUUGCUGUCGUAGCCCCCGUGAUUAACACAUAAUAUAUUGUACACUAAAAUACAUAAUAGUGUAUUUGUCCUUCUUUUCUCUGGAAAGCACACUCCUUUAGAGCAGGGAACAUAUCUAAUAUCCUGUAUCCCCAUCGCUCAGCCUAGUUCCUGAUAUAUUGUCAGAGUAUCAGCAAAUUGUGGAUAAGUAUGUUAGGGCGAAUGAUUUAGGACAAGGGUGUUUGGAAAACUUUGUUACCCUGACCCUUCAAGACAAAGCACAAAAUUAAAUACCUUACUGUAGAGACGCUUAAACUUUAAAAUAAGAAGCACUUGGCAUGUUAAAUAUGCAGGUUCAUUGUCUGUCCCCAGAGAGUCUGAAUCAAUAGACUUGAGGGCUGUGAAACCUGUAUUCUUCACAAGUUCACCAAGUGAUUCUGGUGCAAAACACUGGAUCUCCUUAGGGGGUGUUUGUCUUUGGAUAUAUUGUUAUACCCUCUCAGUUUUCUGUAAAAUGGGGUUGUUCAGAGAAUCAAAGAGAAAAAAGACAUGAAAACACACUGAAGCAGUUCAAAUGGUGCAGAGCAAACUACCUGCGUCAGAAUCACCUGUUGGAGGAAAUUUCACGUUUGUUCUUUCUGACCCUUGCCCAUUCUGCAUGUGGGUACGAAGGGUAUCUAGGCCUGGCACUAAACCAGUCAUUUUAAACUGAGAUUGUAGAAGAUGUUGUCAGUUGAGGUCAAGAGGUACUGGGUGGUUUGGAGUGGUGCAUUUGGAAAUUGGUUGCUAGCCCCAUUGACCUUGUUUUUAAUGGAGGAGACAGUUGGGUUCUUUUCCAUGGAUUUUUAAAAACUUUUGUUUGUUUGGUUCUUCGAGGAUAACUAUGGUAGCAGCAUCGAUGAGUAGUUUUUCACUCAGGAAGUACUUACUGAGUGCCUACCAUUGACUCAGAAGGUAUUUACUAAAUGCCUACUGUUUAUCUAAGACUGAAAUAUGCAAAGUUAAAAAAUAUCUAUUCAUGAAUUCCGUGAUAUCUUUGCUUGAGUGAUACAUUCCAGCUUUAUGAUGGGCUCAAAUUCGCUUCGUUUGUGCCAUGAAGGACCUCUACACAAAAAGUAUAAAACAUUUUUCUGAAGCUUUCUCCAUAUAUAUUGAUUCAUCCAUUCAUUCAUUCAUUUACUCACUCAGCUAACAGUUAUUGAGUACCACCCUUGUGCCAGGCACUGGUGAGGCACGGGGGGUACAAAGAUGAAUUAGACAUUGAUAUCUCCCUCAAGAAGUAUACAAUUUCAUAGUUUAGACAAGAUGGGUAAGUAAAGAUAAUUAAGAGACUGUGAUGGUAAUUAAGGGCUGAUAUUACUGUUAUAAAUAACAGCAAUUAAACUUAUAAGGCACUUAUAUUGUGCUAAGCAGUGUGCUAAACCCUUCAGAUCAACUAUCCUAUAUGGCCCUCACAAUCUUGUGUGAGAUUCUAUUAUUAUCCUUAUUAGAUAGGUAAUGAAGCUUAGAGAUGUUAAGUAAAUUUCCCAAGAUCACAUAGUAAGUCAACUCCAAAGGCAGGCUUAGCCUUGGCUGUCUAAUUAUAGCACCACCCCUCUUAACCACACUCGUUCUUGCACUGCUCUUAGGUUGGUAUAUGGCUGUAGAAAUUCAGAGAAGGCCAAUAAAAGUAAGAGCAAUAUUGGCAGUGACAGAUUAUCAAGUAUCUACAAUGUGCCAGGUGCUUCAUGUGCUUAUUGUCUCACUUCAUCCAAGAAUACACAAGGAAAAGCUUGUUGUUUUUCCCAUUCUAUCAAUGCAGAAAACUAAGGCACAUGUAUGUUAAAAUUUUGAUCAUUUCUACCCAACUGGUAAAUGAAUGCACCGGGAUUCAAACUUGGGUCAUAUUGAGCCCAGAGCCCGCACUCCUUCCACUCGAACUCACUCCUGAUCCAAGGUAGAUGGGCAGUCUCUCUCAGGAAGACACCUCUGGAUAUGCUCUUCUGUCAUGAGUUCGAGAUUACCCACACAACCAAACCAGACCAUUUAGGCAUUGUUUACACAGCACCUUACUUGAGAUGGCCUGACCUUGCCAGGUCUCUGGGUUUAAGGAAGUGAUGGGUUAUAUGAUUAUUGAAGGGCUAAAUGUCCUGUCCCUGCCAGUAGUUUGUCAUCAUGUUGCAAUGGCCCAGAAGUCAGAGAGCGUAUUGGUGGAAGAGUCAGUUUACAUUAUCAUGGCCUGGACUGACACUAUCAUUACUUCAUGGCUCUAAGUCUUUGAUUUCGUGGGCAGACCAACACAUUCCUCCCGUGCUAAGUUAAGUCUUUUUGUAAAGAGGAUAGCCUAUAAGGCUUAAAAAUUAUUCUAUCAGAUUUCAAGGCACACUUUUAUAUUAAAUCUUAUUUUUUAAAAUCGCACUCAGGGGAAUAUUGGUUUUCUUUUAUAGAGCAUUUAAAUCAUUUUCUUGUGCCUCCAAAUGCAGCAUAAAAGACAUUCGCCUCUUUUUCUUCGUCAUAUACAAUAGGGUCUUUGACAGAACUUAUAAAUCCCAAACUGAUGCCUUGUGCUUGCCUUCCAGUGAUGAAAUUUCCAAAGUCGUUACUAUUUCAUGGGUCACAACUAAACCAGGUCCCCAAUUCAGAUUACUUGUAUUUGGUGAUCGGUCAUGUCCUUUAACAUUCUCAUUCUCUCUCUCUCUCAUUUGAAAUCUCAGUGAGAGUUUUGGUAAAGUUGUACUGUCCUUGCAUCAACUUCCUUUUUCCACGUUUUCACGCGCCGUUCGCAUUGGUGAAGGGUCGUUUCCCUCGGGUUUAGUCUCUAUUCUUGCAUUGUGGCUUUAAAUUUGUACAGCAAAUAACUCAGAACCAAGUUAUUGCCUUGGUGUCAGUGCUGGCAGGAAAAAAAAAAAGCCAUAGUGGAGCACAGAAUCUGUCUGUGUUAGCGCUCUGUCACCGACUACUCAACCCAGCUUUUGGCUUCACCUAAAUGAUAAAUGGUCCUAUUGUUUGGGCUUUCGUGUUAAAAAAAAAUAGAACUAAAUCUAGAUUAAGCAAGGACAGAGACCCAUUUCAUUGCACUGUACUUUAAUAUUCCUGAGACCCAUGGCGUUACGGGUGGCUCCUUUUACCAGCCGUCUCUCUCCAGGGCGGAACACUAUGCUGCUUUGUUUCAUCUGAUCUUUCAGCUAAAUAAGAGAUGGUCACUCAUCCUCACUACUCCCAUCUCCUGCUGGAUUUCUAUUGCUAAAAGAGAAACUGACCACACGGGAAAAGGUAGAGGUUUCAGGCAGGGCAUUCCAGCGUGUGUUUACAGGCAGGACUGACUUACUCAGCAAAUCCUGCUCGGAGGAGCUGCAGCCAAUGAAGAGGCUAUAUCCCGGCUUGCUUGGGGGCUUCUGAGUUUGAGCUGCAUGCAGAAAUGUAAGGCAGUGCUUCCUGGCGCUGAUGGCAAAAUGGGACCCAUCUCCAGUUAUUCCUCGGGCUUCCCAGCUUUGCAGAUCUGGGAGAGAACCUACAUAAACAUAUUGGUGAUGUAGCCAGCUUUAAAGGCCGAGAGAAUCCUUAUGGAUUCAGGAGACUGGUUUUUUAUUUAGAUUUUCAUUUUUUAUUUUUUUUGGAAGAUGAAAUGCUUCUCUCGUUACCUGCCUUACAUCUUCAGACCUCCGAAUACCAUCCUCUCUUCCAGCUGCCACACGGAAGGCUCGGACCAUGGUGCAGUCCCACUGGCUCCCCUGCCCCCCUCUCCUGUGAGACUGGCUGCGGGGAGGGAUCAUGGAUACUUGUCUGCCGGCUUCUGGUUCCCACGCAAGUAAGCCUGCUGUCAAUGGAGGAGGACAUUGAUACCCGCAAAAUCAACAACAGUUUCCUGCGCGACCACAGCUAUGCGACCGAAGCUGACAUUAUCUCUACGGUAGAAUUCAACCACACGGGAGAAUUACUAGCGACAGGGGACAAGGGGGGUCGGGUUGUAAUAUUUCAACGAGAGCAGGAGAGUAAAAAUCAGGUUCAUCGUAGGGGUGAAUACAAUGUUUACAGCACAUUCCAGAGCCAUGAACCCGAGUUCGAUUACCUGAAGAGUUUAGAAAUAGAAGAAAAAAUCAAUAAAAUAAGAUGGCUCCCUCAGCAGAAUGCAGCCUACUUCCUUCUGUCUACUAAUGAUAAAACUGUGAAGUUGUGGAAAGUCAGCGAGCGCGAUAAGAGGCCAGAAGGCUACAAUCUGAAAGAUGAGGAAGGCCGGCUCCGGGAUCCUGCCACCAUCACAACCUUGCGGGUGCCUGUCCUGAGACCCAUGGACCUGAUGGUGGAGGCCACCCCACGAAGAGUAUUUGCCAACGCACACACGUAUCACAUCAACUCCAUAUCAGUCAACAGUGACUACGAAACCUACAUGUCAGCUGAUGACCUAAGGAUUAACCUAUGGAACUUUGAAAUAACCAAUCAAAGUUUUAAUAUCGUGGACAUUAAGCCAGCCAACAUGGAGGAGCUCACGGAGGUGAUCACGGCGGCCGAGUUCCACCCACAUCACUGCAACACCUUCGUGUACAGCAGCAGCAAAGGGACAAUCCGGCUGUGUGACAUGAGGGCAUCGGCCUUGUGUGACAGGCACACCAAAUUUUUUGAAGAGCCGGAAGAUCCCAGCAACAGGUCAUUUUUCUCUGAAAUUAUCUCUUCGAUUUCGGAUGUGAAAUUCAGCCACAGCGGGAGGUAUAUCAUGACCAGAGACUAUCUGACAGUUAAAGUGUGGGAUCUCAACAUGGAAAACCGCCCCAUCGAGACUUACCAGGUUCAUGACUACCUCCGCAGCAAGUUGUGCUCCCUCUACGAAAAUGACUGCAUUUUUGAUAAAUUUGAGUGUGUGUGGAAUGGGUCAGACAGUGUCAUCAUGACAGGCUCCUACAACAACUUCUUCAGGAUGUUUGACCGAAACACCAAGCGAGAUGUUACCCUUGAGGCCUCGAGGGAAAACAGCAAACCCCGGGCCAUCCUAAAACCGCGAAAAGUAUGCGUGGGGGGCAAGCGGAGAAAAGACGAGAUCAGUGUCGACAGUCUGGACUUUAGCAAAAAGAUCUUACAUACAGCUUGGCAUCCUUCAGAAAAUAUUAUAGCAGUGGCGGCUACAAAUAACCUAUAUAUAUUCCAGGACAAGGUUAACUAGGAGGACAAGUUAUUACUUAACAAUCUCACAUACUGAAUACUAGUCAAACACGUUUUUAAAUGUUUCUUUGGGUCUUCAUUUGAUGCAUUGACUUUAAUUUCCCUAUGCAGAAAACAAUUGGAAUAGAAUUAAAAGGAGUCCAACUUCCCCAGAUCCCCCAUUCUAAGAGACUUUUGUCAAACCCAAUAGGUUCUGGGACACUUCUGUUUAGAAUUGAGAGCUGCCAGCUAACAGUAAUUCUUCCAUAGUUGACUUGAAUUUCUGAUGAUGCUUUUAUUGCCCAGUUUUCUCUGGUGGGUCCCGUGUUUUGUUUCUAGGUGUCUGCUGAGAUAAAAUGAGGUUGUCUGUAGUAUUUAAAGAGAAAAGAGAUAAGUAAGUUUUUUUUUUUAAUUAAGCGAUUCCAUUUGAUUGGAAAAAAAUCAAAAAAUAAACACCGUUUACUCUUAGAGAAA
Messenger RNA from Equus caballus (horse), 7360 nucleotides. It is a transcript of the gene PPP2R2B, whose product is annotated as protein phosphatase 2 regulatory subunit Bbeta. Lineage: Eukaryota; Metazoa; Chordata; Mammalia; Perissodactyla; Equidae. The record is from RefSeq and is a predicted model, not a curated record. Gene Ontology annotation, cellular component: cytosol; protein phosphatase type 2A complex. Gene Ontology annotation, molecular function: protein phosphatase regulator activity; protein binding.